Molecule: messenger RNA, 6592 nt
Organism: Dermatophagoides pteronyssinus (European house dust mite)
Lineage: Eukaryota; Metazoa; Arthropoda; Arachnida; Sarcoptiformes; Pyroglyphidae
Gene: Megf8
Product: multiple EGF like domains 8
Molecular function (GO): calcium ion binding; protein binding
Source: RefSeq, a predicted model, not a curated record
UUUGAUUUAUUGUUACCUACAUUUAUAUUGCAAUAUUCAUUUACAAAAUGUCCAUUAAAUUGUUCAAAUCAUGGUCAAUGUAUUCGAAAUCAUUGCAAAUGUAAUGAUCAUUAUUAUGGUAAUUCCAAAUGGACAAAAUUAUUUUCCAAUCAUCAAUUAUUUUCUGCUCGUGCAUCACAUGCAUCAGUUUAUGAUGAUCGUACCGAUCAAAUCUAUAUAUUUGGUGGACGUAAUUAUGAAACAAUUCAUUCUGAUCUAUUAUCAUAUUCAAUAACAAAAAAUGAAUGGAUCAAUUUAACUGACUGUGAUAUUAAUAACAACAAAAAUACUUACAACAAUUAUCGUACAAAUUAUAAACAACCAAAACCACGUUGGGGUCAUACAAUGAAUAUCGUUAACAAUUCAUUGAUAAUAUUCGGUGGAAUCGGUGCCGAUGGUCAUCAAUUUAAUGAUAUUUGGAUUUAUAAUCUUGUUGAACGUUAUUGGAUUCAGCCGCAAACAAUAUUUCAAAUUCCACCGAUUGCAUUUCAUGUAGCAAUUAUUGUUGAUCAACAAUGGCUUUAUAUUCAUGGUGGUCGUUUUGAAAAUUCAUCAAUUUCAUCCAAUAUUUAUCGAAUUAAUCUUUUAUCAUCAUUGAAUAAUCAAUGGGAAUCGUUGAACAAAGGAAGAAAAUUAGCAGCACAUACUGCCAUUUUUUAUAAUCGUUCAAUAUUGAUAUUUGGUGGAAUCGAUAUGAAUAAUAAUCAACUACAAAAUACAUUAUAUCAAUAUAAUGUUGAUGAUAAUUAUUGGUCCAUAAUACGUUAUCGUUAUCAUGAUCAAAAUCUUAUUCCACGAAAACGUGCAUUACAUUCAAUGUUACUUCUCGAUAAUGAUUAUCUAAUGAUUUUUGGUGGAUUCAUUGAAAAUGAUUGUGAUAAUAAGGAUGAUGAUGAUGGUACAAAAAUCUAUUUGUUUUCAUUGAAAUAUCGAUAUUGGACUAUGUAUGAUGAUCAUAAUCAAUUUCCAUUCAAAUCAAUAUCAUCACAUACAAUGAUACGACGAAAGAAUUUUCUAUUCAUUUUUGGUGGAUAUUAUGGCCAAAUUCGUGAUGAAAUUCUAGUCACAAAGAUAAAUCAUAGCAUCUAUGAUGAUCAUGGUCAUCAGAAUUCAUCCGAAUCGACCAUAUGUAAAUAUUUUAAUGUGCCAAAUAUUUCGAUGCCAGAUGAGAUGAUAAUCGAAAAACAACGAUCAACAAUUUUCCAUUCAGAACAAAUGAUACGAAUUUUCGGUUUCAUACAUCAUCCACUUGGAUCACAAACAUUUGAUAAUAAUAUUCUUCGUAUUUAUCUUCGUAAUGGUAAUAAUGAUAAUAAUUUGCUCAAUUCAACAUUUGAUCUGUCAUUUCAUCAUUAUCAUAAUGUUUUUAAACGUGAAACAAAAUGUGCAAUAGGAACUUAUGAAGAUAAUUCAGUUGUUGGUAAUGGUCGAUGUUUACCUUGUGAUUGUAAUGGACAUGGUGAUCAUGAACGUGGAAUAUGUCAUCCAAAAAAUGGUUAUUGUUUUUGCCGGAAUAAUACUGAAGGAUCGAAUUGUAAUCGUUGUUCAACCGGUUAUUAUGGUCAACCAAAAAAUGGUGGUAUUUGUUUCGAACAAUGUCAAAAUAAAGCAUUGAUUUUGAAUGCAACAUUUGGUUAUUUUGGAUCAUAUCAACGAUCAUAUGUAUCGAAAAUGAAAAAAAUCGAAUCAUCAUCAACAAUCAAUCAUCAUCAUUGUAUGUGGAUUAUAUCGACUGGUCCUGAUUAUCAUUCGUUGAGGAAUCAGCCAUCAUUGCAAAUUACCAUAUUCAAAUUAUGGAAAUUAAAUUGUUCACACAGUACAUUGAUCAUUUACGAUGGUGUGCCGGAUUUUAUUCUACAAAAUCAAAAAUCACUGUCGAAUCAAUAUCGAAUUUUAGCAUCAAUUUGUGGUCAACAGCAGCAGUCGAAUGAUUUAAAAUUGAUUGCCAAUACUGGUAUUGCAACCAUACUUUAUAAAACUGAUUACAACUUUGAACAGCAGCAAGGAUUCAAUGCAUCAUAUCAAUCGAUGGAAAAUAAUUCAUCAUCAAAUGAUGCAAAAUGGCCACAAAAUUCUCAUCAACUUGAAUAUUUUAAUAAUCAUCUAAUAUUUAUUGGUGGUCAUAUUCAUACCUUGAAUCUUUGUUUAACAUUAUAUUCAUUCGAUGAUGAUCGUUGGAUUCAACUAGAUAACCAGAAUGGAAAAAAUUUUCCCACAAAUCGUUAUCUUCAUGCAUCAACAAUGAUCGAUGAUAAACUUUAUGUUUAUGGUGGCGUUGAUUUGCAUACUAAUCAAGUUUUGGUGGAAUUUUGGUCAGCUUCAUUCAUAUUUGAUCAUGAUCAAAAUAAUUUAAUCAAAUGGAUCAAUUUGACAGCCGCCGAUUCGAAACCACCACCAUUAAUUGGUCAUACAUUAACUGGAAUUCAACUUGGUCAAUCAAAACAAGAUGCUUUGAUUUUAAUUGGUGGUUAUUCACCACAAAAUGGUUAUUCAUCCAAUCAAUAUGUUUAUCUAAUGAAAGAAAAUCAAUGGAUAUUAUUGAAAACAAAAGGAUCAUCACCAUUAGGUAUUAUUGGUCAUUCAACUGUUUAUCAUCAUGAAAGUGGUAAAAUUUUUAUAUUUGGUGGUUUAGAUUUUAAAGAAUCACAUAAAUGGGCUAUUUCAAAUACUAUUUAUCAACUUGAUUUUCAUCAUUCGAAUCCAAAUAAUCAAUUCAUAUGGCAUCGUAUACAACCACGUAGUGUUUUAAAUUCAAUCAUACCAUUAUAUCUGCAUCAAGCUUUUACAUUACCGAAUUAUAUGCUAAUAUUUGGUGGUAAAAAAGUAAUCAAUUAUCGUGGUAGUGGUGGUGGUGGUGAUAGAAUGAUGGCAAAUAAUCAUGAUGAUCCAAUAUCGUAUGCAUAUUUUUAUAAAUGUAAUCGUUGGAUUGCCAUUCAAAAUGUUUCUUCUUCAUCAUGGUCGAAUGUAUCGAUUUUAAACAAUCGUCAUCGUCAUUCGAUUCAAGGAUCAUCAUGGUCAAUAACUAUUGAUAAUCAAAGAAUAUUAUAUCGAUAUGAAUCAUCAUCGGCAACAACAAAGAAUCAACCGUGGUCGAUUGAAAAGAUACAAUUACCUAAAGAUUUUUGUGAAUUUUUUUCCAAUGAUCAAACACAAUGUUUAUCUACAAAUGGUUGUUCAUAUUGUCGAAGAAAUUCUUCUUCUUCAACAUCAGGAAUUUGUUUUGAUCAAUCUUUAGCGGCGGCGGUAAAAUUUGAUUGUUUCGAAAUAUUGAAUGAAACAUCUGUUGGUUGUAUCAAUGGUAGAAAAGAAUGUAAUCAAUUUACAAAUUGUGUUGAUUGUACAACGGUUAAUUAUGAAUUCCAAGAUGAUAAUGGUGGUGGAUGUCAAUGGUGUGCCGAUUGUCAUAUGGCAAAUGGACAUUGUAUUAAAAUGAAUGAUACAUGUCAACAAUGGGAUGAUGAUGAUAACGAUCAUUCAUAUCAUAAUAAUGAAUUUGUUACAUCGAUUGGUAUUGGAACUGGAACUGGAUCAACAACAAUAUGCCAAAAUAUAAGCAUUAUUGAAAUGAAACAUUGUUCAACAAGACGAUGUUUGGCUACUGAUUGUCAACAUUGUUUAUUGAUUAAUCAGGAACGUCGAUUAUCAUUAUCAUUAUCAUCGUUGUCAUUUAAUCAUCAAAUUGGUGAUGAUAAUGGUUGUAUAUGGACAAAACAGGUUUAUAAAUUUAUACGAUUUGGUCAUCAUCUAGCAAUGCCAACAAAUCCAAUUUUUGAUUGGGCUUGUAUUGAAUCAUCGAUUAUUCGAUUUUCGGUAAUGAAAAAUGUACCAACAAUACCACCAUUAAAAUGUCCAAAACGUUGUAGCCAAUAUUAUUCAUGUCAAAGUUGUUUAGAAGAAACAUUUGGUGAUGAAAGUGGUAGUCAUGAAUGUUUAUGGUCAGAAUUAACUGGUGAAUGUAUGUCAUCAAUAUAUUCAACAAUUAAAUGUCAACAAAAUCAUCAAUGUGGUGGUUUUAUUUAUCGUCUUCAACCGAAUGAUGAUGAUGAUCAUCAACAUCAAUGUCCAGCUGAAUGUGAAACAUUUGAAAAAGCUAAUGAUUGUUUAUCAAUGUUACAUUGUGGUUGGUGUGCCGUUGAUGGUCUACCUAUUGAUGGUGUUGGUUUUUGUUUACAAGGUGAUCUUCAAGGACCAAAAUAUCGUCAUUGUUCAAAUCAAUCAAUCGAUUUAUUAAGUCAAUUAAAACAUAAAUCAUAUUAUGUUCCGAUGAAAUUAUGGAAAACAUCAUGGUAUUAUUUAAAAUCACCCAAUGAAAAUGAAUGUUUAAAUGGUCAUCAUAAUUGUAAUCAAAAAUCACAAAUAUGUAUUGAUCUUAUUGAUGGUUUUAUGUGUCAAUGUAAAAAUGGUUAUCGAAUGUUUAAUGAUAAUGGUGUUGUUGUUUGUAAACCAAUAUGUCAACAAGGUUGUCUGAAUGGCCAAUGUAUUGAACCAAAUAUUUGUCAAUGUAAUUUUGGUUAUAUUGGCCAUGAUUGUUCAAUUGAAUGUCAAUGUAAUGGUCAUAGUUUAUGUCCAUCAUCUGAUCGACGAUAUGAAUGUAUUCAUUGUGAAAAUAAUACACAAGGUAAAUCAUGUGAACAAUGUAAACCAUUUUUUAUUGGUAAUCCAACAAAACCAGGUGAAAAAUGUCAAUCAUGUUCAGAAUUUUGUCAUAAUCAUUCUGAAUUAUGUUUUUCACAAGAAGAUUUAUCAAAUUUAACAACCACGGAAUUGAAUGAAUUUAAUGAUACACAAUGGUUCAAAUUUGGAAUGGAAAUUAUUCGACAUGGACCAAUAUCACCCGCAAUAACAAAAUGUAUAAAUUGUAAAAAUAAUACCGAUGGUAAUCAAUGUGAACAUUGUAAAUUAGGUUAUUUCAAGAUAAGUGAUAAUAUUCAUGAUGGUUGUCGUCAAUGUAUGUGUAAUAAUCAUGGAUCACUGUGUAAUCCAUUUAAUGGUGAAAAUUGUGAUUGUCAUAAUAAUACUGAAAAUGAUCGUCAAUGUAAUUAUUUAACAACGAAAGAAUAUAGUAAUUAUAUAAAUAAAACAUAUUAUUUUAAAUCAUCACAAAUAAUGACAACAUAUUCAUUACCAUGUUGGAUGUUACAAUGUACAAAAUGUAAAGAUUAUUUUUAUGGACAACCAUCGAAUGGACAUCAAUGUUAUCGUCAUAUGUUUUUGGAUAAAGAAUAUUGUUUGAAUUCAAUACGGCAGGAAAAUUGUAUUAUUGAUCAACAACAACAACAACAACAGAAUCCAGAACAGAAUCAAUUAUUAUUGGGUCGAACAAUAUUUUUUGCCAUACAACCAAGAUAUAUGAAUGUUGAUUUAAAAUUAAUCAUAUUCAAUGUUGAUGGUAUGAUUGAUUUAUAUAUGGCAUCAAAAGAGGAUAUAUUCAUCAUCCAGAAUGAUCCAUUGAAUGGAUUUCAUCAGAUUUUCAUUGAUAAAAAAUAUAUUGAUUAUGAUCAAAAUGAAUCAUCAACAAUCGAUCAUGUGGAAAUUGAUAAACUGAUUGAUUUUAAUAAUUCUUCAUCAAAAUCAUCAGAUCAAACAUCGACGAUAAAAUCACCAUAUAAAAUGACAUUAAUCAAUUUGAACGAAUUAUCAUCCGAAUCAUCAUAUUUUACAAUGAAAAAUUGGUAUGAAAUUUUCAUUGUAAAAAAUGUUCAAAAUCGUUUAGAAAUAACUAUACCGUAUCGUUAUCAUGAUCUACGUACAACACGUUAUUAUCUAAUGAUUUAUGGUUCGUUUCUUAACGAUACCGAUGGCGAUUUCAUUGAUAAAAAUCAAGCAAAUAUUGUCGUUCGACAAGAUCAAAGUCGUAUUGAUUUAUUUAUAUUUUUCUGUGUAUUUAUUUCAUGUUUUUUUCUAUUCCUUUCGAUGUCGAUAAUGUUUUGGCGUUUAAAACAAAUAAUCUUUAUUCAUCAUACAAGACAAUUACAACAAAUGGAAUUACAAUUAAUGGCUAAUAGACCAAUGGCAACGAUUACUAUUUUAUUGGAUAACGAUAACGAUGAUAAUAAUGAUAAACGUUACCUUGAUGAUUCAGAAUCGUUGAUUGGAUUCCGUCCAUACAAUCAAGAAUCAAUCACACCACCAUCAUCAUCUUCGAAACAACGUCAUCGAACAAUUUUUCAUCAAUUAACAGCAAAUUUUAAAGAAUCACCGAAAAAAAUUUAUCCCGAAUAUUCACGGACAAUGAUAAACAAACAAGAACAAUCGAUUAUGAAUAAUCGAAAACGUCCAUCACCACGGAUGCCUUUAGUAUCAUUAGAACCAACAUUUGAUGGUUCGGCAGCUAUUUUAACAACAUUUAUUCAAUUUCCACAUAAAAAAGAUAAUAAUGAUGAUAAUUCAAAUCAAUCAUUACAGAUGGCAGCUGCAUCAACAUUAAUUUCAUUACUUUUGCCAAGAAAAUAACUGCAGUUAUCGCUAAAUUUUAAAAAGUCGUAACAUAAUUUAUGAAAAUCAUUUGGACAUUGGAUGAGACGAUGCAUAUACGUAAAAACGAAAAGCUUAU